This is a messenger RNA of Petromyzon marinus (sea lamprey), 3490 nucleotides long. RefSeq lists its product as uncharacterized. Gene Ontology annotation, cellular component: nucleus. Gene Ontology annotation, biological process: regulation of gene expression. The record is from RefSeq and is a predicted model, not a curated record. NCBI's taxonomy places the organism in Eukaryota, Metazoa, Chordata, Hyperoartia, Petromyzontiformes, Petromyzontidae.
UUGGCAGGGCCACACCAAAUGAUUUUGCGGGCCUCGUACGGCCCGCGGGCCGGCCGUUCCCCACCCCUGAUGUAGAGCAACAGACAGAUGCACAUUAACAUUGAGGUGGUGGGCUCAGAUAAUUGCCGCAGGAAUAUCGGAGUGGUGCAUCCCUGUGGUGACGCCUCCUUUUUCGUAUUUGUCAAUCGGUCAUUGAGUAGUUACAUGUUAAAAUUAAACUAAAUUAUGUUUAUUUUACCAGGUCAGACCCAUUGAGUUACAUAGCUCUUUUUUAGAAUCAAUCUGGCGACAAAUGAUAGCUCAACAAAAUAAGGAAAAAACGGAGGUCCCAGAGGAGAACAUGCAAACUCCGAAUAUAUUUUUCUAUUGCCUAUUCAAUUCUGGUUUUAAAUCAACCUGACACACAAAAAUAUGACGUUUUAGAGAAUGAAAUUGAGGAGUCACAAGACAUCUAGACGACGCUGUACAUCGGAUUCCCGGUCGUGAGUUUAGCUGCCCGUGGUCCCCAACUCGGUUAUGCGCGGUUGAAGAAGCUGCAGGUGGUGAACAGUUCCAACAUUGAGCUGCGACCAGAUCCAAUGUUCUUGGUUGCACAAUUUAAGGACAUUUAACGUUCACCGUUGUUACGUUACGUUUGAGACAGCUUUUGCCAAGUUAGACUGAUUGCUGCCUUUAAAGGGCCACUUAAGCCGCUACGGUUUUAUUGCCGAGCUCGCGAAUGGGCGAUGAGUUGGGAGUCAUGUUCUGUAUUUGCAUCACAAUGAAAGCACAGAAGUUUGGUACCGUGUUCAUGAAUCUGGGAUGGAGCGAAUUCUCUUCGUUAUAGGACGCAGCCUGUCCUUUGAAGCAACGAUUCUGAUGGUGCCUCUUAUAAUCCGGUAGCUGUGUGUACCGUGUGCACAGAUUGGUGUAACCCAUUAUGAAAUCAUCAUCAUCGACAUUACAAACUUAUUGACACACGUUUGUGGGGGGCUGCGACUGACAUACCGGUGCGCCUUAUAAUCCGGAGAAUGCUGCAAUUCCACGACAGUUUAAAAAAAAAAAAAACCCAGACUUUGGGUUUCAAUAAAAGGUUUUAAACCUCCAGAUCUGGCAUCACCACAGCACCGCCAGACGCACGUGGUGGCUGUUCCCUCGCUAACCCGGUUAUACACUCCCCCCCCCCCCCCAGUUCUUGAUCGGUAACAAAUAUCCGAACCGCUUCUUCUUGAUCGAUUCGGUACUCCUCGGUGCAGUGCGUAAACGACAGCACCGAGGGAGACAAAGGCGGCCGGGCCGCUGUGCUGGCCACUCCACGCACCCUCGUGUGUCGUGGCCGGGGCCCUCGGACUGUCUGCUGAGGCUGCACGGGAGAGGAGGAGGAGUGGUGGGGGGAGAGGGCUUCUUUGUUUUCGUUUCUUUAGAACGUGACGAAGGAAGUUGUUGCGGUGUCUUAGCCUGGCGUGGAUUGUACUUCUCGUCAUCAUCAUCAAUCAUCUUGGGGCCGAUACAGAUGGCGUGUGCAGUGGCCACUCCGGUGCUGGAGCCGAGCGGGGACUUCCCGGCGUGGCUGGAGGCGCAGGGCGUGAACGCGGAGGUGGCCCAGGCCAUGGACUCUGAGCUGGGCAUCCGGGACUACGGGGUACUGCGCGCCUGCGUCAGGGAUGGCCUCGUGCGGGCCGAGCUGCUGUCCACGGCGCGCGACCGCCUGCCCUUCGGCUUCUACGCCGUGCUGCGGCAGGUGGUGAAGGCCCUGCAGGGCGCCGAGCCCCACGACGCCGGGACGCCGUGCUGGGAUGCCGCCGCCGCUGCUGCCACCGAUUCCACCUUCUCCCCCGGCGACGUGACGCUGAGAGGCCUGGUGGACGUGCUGCUCGCGCUUUUCAACGGCUUGAGCCGGGAAUUACAAAUGUCUGUACAGAGACUGGAUGACAUGGAGCAUCAGAAACAUGCCGUGGCAUCUCCUUUAUCAGCAACUGCUGCCACUUCUGAAGAUGCAACAGCACAAAUGCAUUCUUGCAUAGCAAGCGACGAGGCAGAAACGAUUUCAGCUGCAAUCAAAGAGGAGUCCGAACCCAAAUUGACAGCAAGUCUUCGUAAAGCAGAGCUCUUUCAAGAUGCUGUUGCUGAUUUGAAUCAAUCUCUACUGCUUCCACAAGUACAGAAGCAAGGCUCAGUAGACCACUCUGCAAACGAAUCACUUGGUAAACCUCACUUGGACAUCCACCCCAAAUUCAUCAUCCAGAACGUGACCUCACUUUCAAAUUCCAAACCAAAUCCCACAGACGCUCAUCCGUGUCUGUGGCCAAUGCAGGAAGCGAGUAGGACACUCAACGAAGACACCGAGAACGGCUGUCUCUCGAUUAAUCAUAGCCAGAUGCCCUCCGGUGAGGGCACGUCGUAUGAGCUUAAAUCGGCAAUACCCAACCACCUAGAGACGCCUCGGUUGGAAACCUCUCAAGAUAAGCCGCACAGCUGUGACGUGUGCGAUCGUAGCUUCACUUGGCCCAGCGAGCUCACAAUCCAUCAGCACGAGCACGCGGGCGAACAAUUGCACCACUGCAGGGUGUGCGGGCGCAGGUUCCUGAAGUCCAGCUACCUGAAGGUCCACUCGCGAACGCACACGGGUGAGAAGCCCUACUGCUGCCAGUUUUGCGGGCACAGAUUUUCACGGUACGGAGUGCUGAAGAGCCACCUUCUGACGCACACCGGUGAGAAGCCGUACACCUGCAAGGUGUGCGGCCGCAAGUUCACGCAGCGCUCCAACAUGAGGUCCCAUGAACGGACGCAGCACGGCACGGGGGGAUCAUGAAAAGGCGUUGAGUGAUGGGGUCCUGCACUGCCUAAUUAAUGCAGUGACUUUCAGCGCUGGGUUUUGAGGGGGCUCCCAAAAAUGUAUAUUGUACUGUUAUGUAACGGUUCAAAUUAAAUGCUGUAGCACUGUGAUAAAUUAUCUCGGUAAUUUGGUAAUUAAAAUUACAAUGACUUUGUAUUGAUAGCAGUUAUGUGCCGACAUUAAUAUAGUAUUGGACUUUUUUAAUUAAGAUUUAGUUUUACUAUAUAUCACAUAAAAAACAGAAUGGAAGUAAACGUAGUAAAUAAAGGUGUUGUGUUUGGCAUCAUAGGGCAUGGGUAGUGGUGGUAAAACAACAGGAAAGAAGGAAUUGAGUAUGCAAAGAGAGGCCUCCAAAACUCUAGGUCCCCAUCAAAUCAUAUCUGGCCCUCAUCAAAUCCUAUCUGGCCUUGGUCCCAUGUACGUGGAUUAUUGUCUCAGAAUGUACAGUGUGUAUUUGAAAUAAUGUGUACCAGGACUGCAUUUAAAUGGGGAUAUUUUAGAGGACCGACGAAAUUUGGGAAAAAGUAAAAAAUCACAUUCCCAAAGCUUAAAAAUCGAACAGCAUGCAAAGCGAUGCUAACUUGUUCACUGCGUAACCACGCUUAGGGGCCGCCCAUAAAAGACGUCACGCACCUAGGGGGGUGGGGUCAGGCAUUUGUGACGAUGUGUGAUGAG